UCCUCUCAUAUGCGUUUACAUAUAUCUUCUCUUUACUCUCUCUCGUUUCAGAUAAUAAAUAGAGAAGAAGAAAUAGAAACAUGUCCGAGUGGUUUGUAGCGGCGGUGGCGACGGUGUUGUUUGUGAUUCUGACGCCGGGACUGUUGUUUCAGGUUCCGGGCAACAACUGCUUUGUAGACUUCGGGAAGAUGGAAACGAGCGGACGCUCAAUCCUUGUCCAUGCCUUCAUUUACUUCGGCCUCGUCAUUGUCUUCACCGUCGUCAUACACAUUCCAGGCACUUAAUACUUCUACGUAAUCACAAAAUAUUUCUUCUUUUUUAUUACUUAUGUAUGUUUUUCUUUUUACUUUUUCGUAUAUUAUUAUGUGCCGUACGUUAUGAUGAUAACAAAUGUUACCAAAAUGAAAGAAGAUAAAAAAAAACUUGAUGCAUUAUAAGAAGAAUCAAGAAUAAACCUGUUUCGAAA
This is a messenger RNA of Capsella rubella, 466 nucleotides long. RefSeq lists its product as uncharacterized. The coding region runs from base 81 to 284 and encodes 67 amino acids. The record is from RefSeq and is a predicted model, not a curated record. NCBI's taxonomy places the organism in Eukaryota, Viridiplantae, Streptophyta, Magnoliopsida, Brassicales, Brassicaceae. The transcript has a single exon.